Messenger RNA from Cololabis saira (Pacific saury), 2045 nucleotides. Its product is annotated as zinc finger protein OZF-like. Gene Ontology annotation, cellular component: nucleus. Gene Ontology annotation, biological process: regulation of transcription by RNA polymerase II. NCBI's taxonomy places the organism in Eukaryota, Metazoa, Chordata, Actinopteri, Beloniformes, Belonidae. Gene Ontology annotation, molecular function: RNA polymerase II cis-regulatory region sequence-specific DNA binding; DNA-binding transcription factor activity, RNA polymerase II-specific. The transcript is spliced from 2 exons. The record is from RefSeq and is a predicted model, not a curated record. Bases 85 to 1431 code for a protein of 448 amino acids.
AGUUCUCACAGCGGCGGAGGAGCCUCGUUUUCUACAGACAUAGAAAGAGGAUUCUAGAUUGAACAGUUGCUCGAUUUUGGAAGAAUGCAAACGGAGCAGAACCCAGAUCCAGAGAAGGACCAGGACCGGGACCGGGACCAAGACCGGGACCAAGACCGGGACCGGGACCAGAACCGGGACCGGGACCGGGACCGGGACCAGAACCGGGACUUUUCCAUCUUUUCCUCUGCUGGUCUGCAGAAUCAUAAAGAAAGACCCAAAAGACACUGCUGUGAUGAAUGCGAGCAAGUCUUCCCCACAUCAUCAAACCUGAAGAAGCAUAAGAAAACUCACACUGGUGAUAAACCGUACAGAUGUGAUCAGUGCAGGGUGGCUUUUAGUGACUCAAGUAAUCUAAGAGCCCAUCAAUGUAUUCACACUGGAGACAAUCCUUACAGAUGUGAUCAAUGUGGAGUGGCUUUUGCCCGACAUCACCUAAAGCAACACCAACUCAUUCACACUGGAGACAAGCCUUACAGAUGUGAUCAGUGUGGAGCGGCUUUUGCCCAUCAAGGUAAUUUGACGAAACACCAACGUAUUCACACUGGAGAAAAGCCUUACAGAUGUGAUCAGUGUGGAGCGGCUUUUGCCCAUCAAAGUCAUUUGACGACACACCAACGUAUUCACACUGGAGAAAAGCCUUACAGAUGUGAUCAGUGUGGAGCGGCUUUUGCCCAUCAAAGUCAUUUGACGACACACCAACGUAUUCACACUGGAGAAAAGCCGUACAGAUGUGAUCAGUGCGGAGCAGCUUUUGCCCAGCAAGGUAAUUUGACGCAACACCAACGUAUUCACACUGGAGAAAAGCCUUACAGAUGUGAUCAGUGUGGAGCGGCUUUUGCCCAUCAAAGUCAUUUGACGACACACCAACGUAUUCACACUGGAGAAAAGCCUUACAGAUGUGAUCAGUGUGGAGCGGCUUUUGCCCGGCAAGGUGCUUUAAGGAGUCACCAACGUAUUCACACUGGAGAAAAGCCAUACAGAUGUGAUCAGUGCGGAGCAGCUUUUGCCCAGCAAGGUAGUUUGACGACACACCAACGUAUUCACACUGGAGAAAAGCCUUACAGAUGUGAUCAGUGUGGAGCGGCUUUUGCCCAUCAAGGUAGUUUGACGACACACCAACGUAUUCACACUGGAGAAAAGCCUUACAGAUGUGAUCAGUGUGGAGCGGCUUUUGCCAAUCAAAGUAGUUUGACGAAACACCAACGUAUUCACACUGGAGAAAAGCCUUACAGAUGCGAUCAGUGCGGAGCAGCUUUUUCCCAGCAAGGUGCUUUAAGGAGUCACCAACGUAUUCACACUGGAAACAAACCAUACAAAUGCGAUCAGUGUGAAGUAGGUUUUGGCACAUCAAGUAAUCUAAGGAGACAUCAACGUAUUCACACGGGAUAAAAAGUGUACAUUUGUGAUCAGUGCUGAUAUAAUUUAAAGUUCAGUUAAAAUGCACCAGUUAAUUUAGUUUGAAAGAAAUAAAUCACAUUUACGCACUGACACACACACCCACACAUAGAUGAUCUGAAGUUUGUGUUUAGGCCCAAUCUCAAAUCUCCCCCUACUUUUCUUCACUCGCCCUUCUUUUCUUCCCUACCCCCUAAAAAAGAAGGUGGAGAUUUUAGGGCACUUGAAAUCUAGGGCACUUGGCCCAGGUGCCUGUCCCAAUUCUCCCCCUACCCCUCGUUUUCCUCCCUACCCUGAACAGGAAGCUGAGAGCCAAAAGCUGUUUUAAUUUCAGCUGUAGCGCUGUUAAUAUGCCACUUUAUUAAGUUUUAAUAUUUUUUCCGGCGUAAAAGUAACCUUUAAGAUCCCCAACCUGGGCUGAGUUUAUCCAAAUAACGCCUGUUAAGAAAUUUGACUCGACGUUUUCGGAGAUGAGAAGAGCCGCCGGCCCAGGGGAGCAGCCUCAGCUCACAGCCCGAGAACAGACGUGAUCGCUGGGUCGACCCACGCCGUCGUCCCGGGAGAGAAACCUGCAGCUCUGUUGAGAAUUACGCUGGCUGAAAUAAAUC